AUGCCGGUCGACCCUUGUCUGUCGGGAGCUGCUUGUCACAAUCCAGAUGCUGUCUGCGAAACGGUCUGGCAGUCGGCAAACGUCUCCAGUCCACCUGCCCCGCCCAGCAACGGGUCAACUGGUCACCGACCGGCUGAAGGCGACAUGACGUCGCCGGUGACCGGUUUACUCGUCGGCUUCCGAUGCCACUGUCCGGCGGGCUUUGUGGGACCCACUUGCGAGGAGUCGGUGGACGCUUGUCAACAGCACAAUUGCCGCAACGGCGCCACUUGCUUCAACCGGCGCUCGGCCGGUUACGUCUGUCUCUGCCCGACCGGUGAGUUGAGCACAGACGUGUCUUUGUGGCCGGCAGACCGGAAACACGCGGCAGCCAAUCGCAGACCGUCACGGUCCACUGACUUUGUCGAACGAACGAGGCAACCGACCGAAAUGCCGGCAAAGCGGCUGGAUUUGGUGCCAUCUUGGAACGGGUACGAAAAGGGACUUGCAGCUGUGAAGAUGUCGGUCGAGGGGCGCACGAAAGUUCGGCCCAUUUCGAGCGGAAACGAGAGAGCGAGUCUCGUCGAAGCCUUCGCCUCGAAAGUUCUGUCAAAGCCAAAUAUCGGCAGACGAGUGGCGAUGAGCCAUCGUCUUGUGGAAAGUUCGACGAUGCCGAAAUUAGUUGCUCCCCAACGAUGCGCGAGGAUUAAUUGGAUUUCGAUUAAUCUGCAAAGAUGA
Molecule: messenger RNA, 717 nt
Organism: Protopolystoma xenopodis
Lineage: Eukaryota; Metazoa; Platyhelminthes; Monogenea; Polystomatidea; Polystomatidae
Source: the annotation of a GenBank genome assembly